Ostreococcus tauri is the source of this 1809-nucleotide messenger RNA. RefSeq names its product Tetratricopeptide repeat. The transcript is spliced from 2 exons. Bases 1 to 1809 code for a protein of 602 amino acids. Gene Ontology annotation, molecular function: protein binding. The record is from RefSeq and is a predicted model, not a curated record. NCBI's taxonomy places the organism in Eukaryota, Viridiplantae, Chlorophyta, Mamiellophyceae, Mamiellales, Bathycoccaceae.
AUGCGCGCGCGAGGCCCGCGCGCGGCGGAUCCCGACGACGCGGUGUUCCAACAGCGCGCCAUCGAACUGAAGGAUGAGGCGAACGCGCUGUACCGGGAGAACCGGCUGAAGCGGGCGUUGGAGGUGUACGAGCAGGCGUUGAACUUGCUGGACGAGCGGGACGCGACGCGGGCGAUGAUUUAUUCGAAUCGAGCGGCGUGCUUCAUGAAGCUGGGGUGCUACGCGGACGUCGUGGCGGAGGCGGGACGGUCGCUCGCGCUCGACGCCUCGAGCCACAAGGCGUACUGGCAUCGGGCGCAGGCGUACGAGCGUUUGGGGCAGGUGGCGAAGGCGAAGCGCGAUCUGCAACACGUGCUCACGCAUGAUCCCGAAGAUGUGGACGCGAAGAGGGCGUUGGACGAGCUUAACGGCGUCAAGCCGAGCGCGCCGGCGGGUCUGGGAGGGUUGGGGCUCCAAAGGGAAAAGAAGGCUGGUGGAAAGAAGGGUGCAAAGAAGAGCGAUAAAGGCGGGGCGGAUGAAGCAGCGGCAGCGCAGCAGCAACAGCAACAGCAGCAGCAACAGCGCAUGACGCAACAAGAUCCUCCAGCGUUGCAAAUCAAGGCCGUGUUCGGGCAAGACGUGCGCAUGUUCAGCGUCUUCUCCACCAUUGGCUUCAAGGACCUCGUCACGAGCAUUGCGACCAAGUUUAACUUCGCGGGUCAAUUCUCCAUCAAGUACGAGGACGAAGAAGGCGUGAUGAGGAAUGUUCAGUCCAAGUCUGACUUCCAAAAGUCCAUUUACGCGACGUCCAACCGUCUUCGCGCGCUGGCAACGCCACCGCUCAUCCCUUACGUGAAGCUCUUCAUCCAAGAGCUGCCAAAGAUUGAGGACAUCGAGCUCGUAGACGAAAACGGUAAGCCCGCCGGACUUGCACCGAACGAAGUCGUCGAGAUUGAUGAGUGGAUUUUGGAUUUCUCGUCUCUGUUCCGAGAGCACCUCGGUAUCGAUGCCGAAGGGCACCUGGAUCUCAACCAAGAUGGUAUGAACUUGUCGUCUGACCUCGCUAACAGCACUGAGAUCAGUGACGACGAAGCCAAGGAACUUCUCAACGGGGCGAUCGCCAAGUUCCAAGAAGCGGCCGCAGCGUGCAUGUUCAACUGGGGUAACGUGCACAUGUGCCAAGCGCGUAAGAAGAUGGAUGGUGGCCGAGAACCACCGACGGAGGAAGGCACGCCGGGUGCGGCCAUUACUAUCGCGGACAACUUCGCGGAGGUGGAGGAGCUCAUGGAACUCGCUAAGACGCGGUUCGAGAAGGCUCUUUCCAUCAAGCCGGAUCACCACGAUACCCACAUCGCUCUCGCCCAACGUAGAUACGAGCGCUCGCGCUUGCUCUGCGCCGCCGCGGGGCUGAGCGGCGAAGAUGGCAAGGUCCCAUCCGGUCAUGAUGCCAAGAAGCGCGCUGCAGAGGCGGAGGCCGAGUUCGAAGGCGCCGCUGAGGACUACAAGACUGCACUCGGUAACUUGCCGGAGGAAGUUCCGAAGGAAAAAACGGAGGAAGAGAAGGCGCAUUUCCAAACGCUGGUGGACGAAGCGAUCGCGCGCGGUGAAGAACCGCCAUCGGUUGAGGAACCGUCUCUUAAAGCGCAAGUCCGCGUUAUGCUCGGCAACACGCUGUUUGAGCAUUCUCAAAUGUUAGCUCGAUUAGGAAAGACGUGGAGGCCGAUGCUUGACGAGUCCCUCGUUCACUUCAAGGAUGCCGGCUGCGUGCAAGCGGACAUCGACAACGCGAUCAAGAUGCACAAGGGCUUGCGAAUGGAGACUGGCAAGUAA